Molecule: messenger RNA, 490 nt
Organism: Camelina sativa (false flax)
Lineage: Eukaryota; Viridiplantae; Streptophyta; Magnoliopsida; Brassicales; Brassicaceae
Source: RefSeq, a predicted model, not a curated record
AUGAUCCAGAAUAUGAUUAAAGAAGGGAAGAUUGUACCUUCUGAGGUUACAAUCAAGCUUUUACAGAAAGCAAUUCAGGAAAACGGGAAUGAUAAAUUCCUCAUUGAUGGUUUCCCUCGCAAUGAGGAAAACCGUGCAGCAUUUGAGAAAGUUACUGAGAUUGAACCAAAGUUUGUCUUGUUCUUCGAUUGCCCUGAGGAAGAGAUGGAGAAGCGCCUGUUAGGCCGCAACCAGGGGAGAGAGGAUGACAAUAUUGAGACUAUAAGGAAGCGCUUUAAGGUGUUUCUUGAAUCUAGCUUACCAGUGAUUCAGUAUUACGAAGCUAAGGGAAAAGUUAGGAAGAUUAAUGCCGCCAAGCCCAUUGAAGCUGUAUUUGAGGAGGUGAAGACAAUUUUUUCUCCUGAAGCUGAGAAGGUAAAAAUCAAUAGUUGUUCUAUUCUCUAAGUAGUGAAAAAGGAAAUACAAAAUUCCUAUGAAUCACCUGUAAUGU